CCGCUUCUCUGACGUCAAAACACUCCGCGACGGCGGCCGCGGUUACUGCGGAGCGGCUCCCGGUGUGUGUCCCUCCGAUCCCGGUGUCCCGCCCGUCCCGGACCCAUCGGCGGUGAGAGCCCUGCGGCGGGGCCGCCCCUUCCCCGCGGGGUGCCCGGGAUCUUCUUGGACAUACAUCAAAUUUCACUUUUGAAUCAUGGAGGGAGAACAGAUUAUGGAGGGACAGCCACAGGUUCCGGAAAAUCCUCAUUCCGAAUACGGCCUCACUGAAAAUGUAGAGAGGAUAGUAGAAAAUGAGAAACUAAAUGCUGAGAAAGCAUCAAAGCAGAAGGUGGAUCUUCAGUCGUUACCCACACGUGCCUACUUGGAUCAGACAGUUGUACCUAUCUUGCUACAGGGACUUGCUGUUCUUGCAAAAGAGAGACCACCCAAUCCCAUUGAAUUUCUAGCAGCAUAUCUUUUAAAAAACAAGUCACAAUUUGAGGACCGAAAUUAACUCCAUAAAAAUGAGGACAGUUGGGCUGCGAGACUGAAAUGCUCAUUUGCCGCAAUUUGUUUUCUGCUGUAAAAAUCCUUUAGCCACGUUGUUGUCUUUCUUAACUGCACAAUUUGCUUUAUCUUUUGAGUUUAUUUAAUAAAGAACACUUUACAUUUAAUUGUUCUCUUGUUUUAAACUGGCUAUUAAGAGAUUUUGAAAAUAAAAUACUGAAACUCCA
This is a messenger RNA of Zonotrichia albicollis (white-throated sparrow), 716 nucleotides long. It is a transcript of the gene DPY30, whose product is annotated as dpy-30 histone methyltransferase complex regulatory subunit. Gene Ontology annotation, cellular component: Set1C/COMPASS complex. NCBI's taxonomy places the organism in Eukaryota, Metazoa, Chordata, Aves, Passeriformes, Passerellidae. The record is from RefSeq and is a predicted model, not a curated record.